AUGAAUCAAGAAAACAAGAAGCCUGUGGAAGAAGCUUCGACUUCAAUGGAGAGAGAGCACAUGUUUGACAAAGUAGUAACACCAAGCGACGUAGGCAAACUAAACCGUCUCGUGAUCCCAAAGCAACACGCGGAGAGAUACUUCCCUUUAGACAAUUCCUCAACAAACACCAAAGGGUUGCUUCUAGACUUCGAAGACCGAACAGGAAACUCAUGGAGAUUCCGUUACUCUUACUGGAACAGUAGCCAAAGUUAUGUCAUGACAAAAGGCUGGAGCCGUUUCGUCAAAGACAAGAAGCUUGAUGCUGGUGACAUCGUGUCUUUUCAGAGAGAUCCUUGUAAUAAAGACAAGCUUUACAUAGAUUGGAGGAGACGACCAAAGAUUCCAGAUCAUCAUCAUCAUCAGUUCGCAGGAGCUAUGUUCCCUAGGUUUUACUCUUUCCCUCAUCCUCAGAUGCCGACAAGUUUUGAGACUAGUCACAACCUUUAUCAUCGGUUUCGACGAGAUCUUGGAGUUGGGUAUUAUGUGAGGUCAAUGGAGGGAAAUGAUCCAACGGCUGUGAUUGAAUCUGUGCCGGUGAUAAUGCAAAGGAGAGAAGCACAAGUGGGUAAUAUGGCUUCAUCAAGAGGAGAGAAGAGGCUAAGGCUUUUUGGAGUGGACAUGGAGUGCGGAGGAGGAGGAGGAGGAGGAAGUGUGAAUAGCACGGAGGAAGAGUCAUCAUCUUCCGGUGGUAGUAUGUCACGUGGCGGCGGUUCUAUGGCUGGUGUUGGUUCUCUACUUCAGUUGAGGUUAGUGAGCAGUGAUGAUGAGUCUUUAGUAGCGAUGGAAGCUGCUAGUGUCGAUGAGGAACAUCACUUGUUUACAACAAAGAAAGGAAAGUCUUCUUUGUCUUUCGAUUUGGAUAGAUGUUCAUGA
Messenger RNA from Eruca vesicaria subsp. sativa (arugula), 915 nucleotides. NCBI's taxonomy places the organism in Eukaryota, Viridiplantae, Streptophyta, Magnoliopsida, Brassicales, Brassicaceae. The record is from the annotation of a GenBank genome assembly.